AUGAUGAUCCCUAUUCAGAAUGCAAAGGGUAUUCGGGUGCGCCGCCAGUCAAGCACAGCUGCUCCAGGCACUCCGUGUUCACCUCGCACACCCACCUGGACGCGUUAUGGUGGCAUCUAA
This is a messenger RNA of Phytophthora nicotianae INRA-310, 120 nucleotides long. RefSeq lists its product as hypothetical. Lineage: Eukaryota; Oomycota; Peronosporomycetes; Peronosporales; Peronosporaceae. The coding region runs from base 1 to 120 and encodes 39 amino acids. The transcript has 2 exons. The record is from RefSeq and is a predicted model, not a curated record.